AUGAACGUUGAUGAACCGAAAACAAUGACUUGUAAUGAUAUGAUUAGCUUAGAAGAAAAGGUUAAACUUACUUCCGAAGAAAAUAUCAGUUUAAAAUCUUACAUUGAACGUAUGAAUAGUGAAUGCAUGGAGCUCAAUGCCACUUUGUUUGAAGAAGCAAACAGAAUGGUCCAUGAAGCCUUAUCUAAAGAACAUUAUGCCGUUAGACAGGCCAAAGAGAAAAUUCAAGAAAAUGAGAUACUUCAAUCGGAAGUUCGUGCAUUAAAAUUGUUAGUUGCUGAAUUAUCAUCAAGCAUAACAAAUCAAAAGAUUAGAAACUCUUUAUAUAGUACGAGGAUGAAAUAUGAUAAUAUAGCUUGUAAUAAAUCACCUGAAAUUCAUCGUAAAUUGGCUACAGGUAAUCUUUUGGAAAUGAAACGAAAUAAUGCUAAAUAUGGUGGAUUAGAACAAUUUAAUCGACGUGAUCUUUUAACAGCAAUGAUUACACAUAGACCAUGUAAAAAUAAUUUAGAUGUUGAUACAUUUGAAGAAUUUCUAGAAUGGAUACAAAAUGAUUGUCCAUUAAAUUUACCUACGAUAGCAUUUACAGAAUUAAAUGAACAAUUAUUAUGUAAUCAAGAAAAUACAAAGGAAAAAGAGAUAAAAGAACAUACUAAAAAGGAAAUCAAUGAACGAACGACUAAGAUUAAUAUACCUGGUCAAAUAUUAGACAUAACAGAUAUUAAUAAUCAGAAAAAUGAAAACAUUAAUAAUAAUAAUAAUAAUAAUGAAAGGAAUAAUCAUUUAACUUUAUCCAAUAGUUUUGGUGUACACAACUCUGUGAAUAAUGUAGAAAAAAUUCCAAAUAAUAACAAUAACUAUGAUAACAAUGCUAAAAGCCAAGAAUCUAAUCAUUCUAUUCAUUUAAUAAAAACAAAUGAUGUUACAUUAAAUAAUUCAACUAAAUCAAAUAAUCAUGUCUCUAUUAAUGAAAUUUCAAAUGAUUCAAUAAAUAAUCAUAAUCAUUCACAAAUUAAAACAAUAACUGAUGAUAAAUAUUUUUCAUCAAUAAUUAUAAAUUGUGUUAAAACAAAUUCAACAUUCAAUUCAAAUUAUAUUCCAUUCGAUAAACCUUUAUCAAAAUUUAUCUAUCGUUUAUAUUUACAAGAUAUUAAACCUUGUUUUGAAUUUAUUAAUAAAAAACUUAUUACUUCAAUUUAUCAAGCAUUACCAGAAUUAGGUUUAGAAAUUACACCAAUUACACCGGAAUUAGGCGGUGGUUUACGCCAGAAUAAUGAUGUAAAUAAUGGUGAUAAAACAGUAAAAGUUGGUCAUGAAUAUUGUGAAUUAAUGCCAAAAUAUGAAGCUGUAUUUCGUAUGAAAAUUAGAACACCUGAUUCCAAUGAAAUUGAUUGUAAAAUAUCAUUACCAGCAAGAGAUAUAUUAGUUGCAAUUGUCAAUCUAUUUCAAUACUUAAGUAUAAUAAAACGUGGUCUAGAUUCUAGUCCGAUGAUUAGUAUUAAUAGAAAGAAGGAUAAUCAUCUCAUCAAUUUAAAAAAUCAAAAUAAUUAUCACAAUAAUGAAAAAGAAGCCAUCACAAAAGAAAUUGAAAUACAAGAACAACAAUUUCGUACAAUUCAACGGCAUCGAUUAAAUAUUGCACUAGCUCGACUUGGAUAUGGAACACCAGAUUUAGAAUGA
Messenger RNA from Schistosoma spindalis, 1680 nucleotides. The record is from the annotation of a GenBank genome assembly. Lineage: Eukaryota; Metazoa; Platyhelminthes; Trematoda; Strigeidida; Schistosomatidae.